AAAACAGCGACCGUUUACUUGUUGCAAGUUGUAACGUAUCGACUUUCUUUAGGGAAAGGGAACCGGAUCCGGUCACCGCACGCUUCUCUACGGUAAUGCUAUACUUUUGAGGCAUUGGAACAGUUACAUGUAUUUGGCCUGCUUAUCCACCAGUUCCAGUAAUGACAAGUUGUCAUUUGAUGUCGGCCUUCAGGAGCACAGUCAAGGUGAAGCGUGUUGGUGGACCGUCCAUCCGGCAAGUAAACAAAGAUCAGAGGGCGAGAAAGUGCGCGUUGGUGACGAUCUGAUUUUGGUAUCGGUAGCGACCGAGCGAUACUUGCACACCACUAAGGAAAACGAACUAUCCGUUGUCAAUGCAAGCUUCCAUGUAACCCAUUGGUCGGUGCAGCCGUACGGUACCGGAAUGUCCCGAAUGAAGUAUGUCGGUUACGUAUUCGGGGGAGACGUGCUUCGGUUUUUUCACGGAGGCGACGAGUGUCUGAGCGUGCCGUCGACGUGGUCCGAAGACCCCGCCCACAACAUCGUCGUCUACGAAGGGGGCAGCGUCAUGUCGCAGGCCCGCUCGCUUUGGCGUUUGGAAUUGGCGCGCACGAAAUGGGCCGGCGGUUUCAUCAACUUCUUUCACCCAAUGCGAAUACGACACAUUACCACCGGACGUUAUCUGAGCGUCAACGAAAAUAACGAGCUCUAUCUCGUCGGCAGGGAUGAGGCGACCACCGCCUCGUCGACGUUUUGUUUGCGUCACGAAAAGGACGAUCAAAAAAUCGUCGUCGAGGACAAGGAUUUGGAAGUGAUCGGUUCGGCGAUAAUCAAAUAUGGCGACUCGACCGUGAUCGUUCAGCACUCGGAGACCGGCCUGUGGCUCUCGUACAAGUCGUACGAGACCAAGAAGAAGGGCGUCGGAAAGGUCGAGGAGAAGCAGGCGAUAUUGCACGAGGAGGGGAAGAUGGACGACGGCCUCGACUUCAGCAGGAGCCAGGAGGAGGAGUCGAAAACGGCACGGGUCAUUCGCAAGUGCAACUGUUUGUUUGUUCAAUUUAUCAGCGGCUUGGAGGGUUUACAAAUGAGCCGAAGACAAUCGGUGUUUUUCGCGAACGUCAACCUGAACGAGAUGGUGAUGUGCCUCGAGGAUCUGAUCAACUACUUUGCUCAACCAGAGGACGACAUAGAGCACGAGGAGAAGCAAAACAAGCUGAGGGCGCUGAGAAAUCGCCAGGAUCUCUUUCAAGAGGAGGGGAUUUUGAAUUUGAUACUCGAGGCGAUCGACAAGAUGAACGUGAUCACCUCGCAGGGUUUCCUCGCCGGUCUCGCCGGCGAUCAAAGUUGGGAGAUGAUCUCGGGAUAUCUCUAUCAGCUUUUGGCGGCGAUCAUCAAGGGGAAUCAUACGAAUUGCGCGCAGUUCGCGAACACGAAUCGAUUGAACUGGCUCUUCUCGCGUUUGGGUUCUCAGGCCGCCGGCGAAGGAACGGGAAUGUUGGACGUGCUGCACUGCGUUCUGAUCGAUUCUCCCGAAGCCUUAAAUAUGUUAAGGGACGAACACAUCAAAGUGAUCAUCUCCCUACUGGAAAAGCACGGAAGAGAUCCCAAGGUCUUAGACGUGCUGUGUUCGCUUUGCGUCGGUAACGGCGUCGCGGUGCGCAGUUCGCAAAACAACAUAUGCGACUUUCUGCUGCCGGGCAAGAACCUCCUGUUACAGACGCAACUCGUCGACCACGUCGCCAGCAUCCGUCCAAAUAUAUUCGUGGGGCGCGUCGAAAACAGCGCCAUCUACCAGAAGUGGUACUUUGAGGUCACCGUCGAUCACUGGGAACAGACGACGCACAUGAUGCCGCAUCUUCGCAUCGGUUGGGCCAAUACCAAAGGUUACAUACCGUACCCGGGCGGAGGCGAGAAAUGGGGCGGCAACGGAAUAGGAGACGAUCUCUACUCGUUCGGAUUCGACGGCGCCUAUCUUUGGUCGGGCGGGCGAUCUACUCGCGUAAUCAACAACCCCAUCGAGCCUUAUAUUAAGAAGGGGGACGUAAUUGGCUGUGCAUUAGACUUAACUAUACCCAUAAUUUCGUUUACGUUCAACGGGAUUCCCAUUAGGGGAAGUUUCCGCAACUUCAAUUUGGAAGGGAUGUUCUUUCCGUCGAUCAGCUGCUCGUCGAAGUUGAGCUGCCGAUUUCUGCUCGGAGGCGAUCACGGACGCCUCCGAUUCGUACCGCCCGAGGAAUUCUCGCCGCUCAUCGAAAGCUUAUUGCCUCAGCAGAUCCUUAGCUUGGAUCCGUGUUUUUACUUUGGUAACUUGAACAAGUGCGUGCUGGCGGGACCGUUAGUGGUCGAGGAUGACGUGGCGUUCGUGCCGAAUCCUGUGGAUACGUCAGCGUUUUUUCUGGCAGGCUACAUCGAAUCGGUUAAGGACAAACUGGCCGAAAACAUACACGAAAUGUGGGCGAUGAAUAAAAUCGAAGCCGGUUGGCAGUGGGGCGAGUAUCGGGAUGACGUCCGACAUAUACACCCUUGCCUCGUCCCGUUCGAGAAACUACCACCGGCCGAAAAACGAUACGAUUCUCAAUUGGCUGUGCAAACUUUAAAAACGAUACUUGCCCUGGGCUACCACGUCACCAUGGACAAGCCACCCUCGCGCAUCAAAACCCUGCGCCUACCCCACGAGCCCUUCAUGCAGUCGAACGGCUACAAACCGGCGCCGCUAGACCUCGCCGCGAUCAUUCUAACCCCACGAAUGGAGGAGCUGGUCGAUCAGCUCGCGGAGAACACGCACAACCUCUGGGCGAAGGAGCGCAUUCAGCAGGGCUGGACGUACGGAUUGAACGAGGAUCCGGACCUGCAUCGCAGCCCGCACCUGGUGCCCUACUCGAAGGUCGACGACGCGAUCAAAAAGGCCAAUCGCGACACGGCGUCGGAAACUGUGCGAACGCUGCUGGUGUACGGGUACAACUUGGAUCCGCCGACGGGCGAGCAACCCGAAGCUCUGCUGGCCGAGGCUAGCAGGUUGCGACGGUCGCAGUUUCGAACGUACCGCGCCGAAAAGACGUACGCGGUCAGCUCCGGCAAGUGGUAUUUCGAAUUCGAAAUUCUUACGGCGGGCCCGAUGCGAGUGGGUUGGGCUCGUGCCGAUUGCGUGCCCGGCUGCAUGAUCGGUUCCGACGAAAGCACCUGGGCGUUCGACGGCUACAAUGAGGAAAAAGUAUAUGUAGGAACAGCAGAAUCGUUUGGUAAACAGUGGCAAGUUGGAGACGUUGUCGGCGUGUUUUUAGAUCUUAUCGAUCAUACAAUCAGUUUCUCCCUAAACGGCGAACUGCUGAUGGACGCGCUAGGUGGGGAGACGACGUUUGCAGAUGUACAGGGCGACGCCUUCGUUCCCGCGUGCACCUUAGGCGUGGGCCAGAAGGCAAAGUUGACGUUCGGCCAGGAUGUUACUACUCUAAAGUAUUUUACAACCUGCGGCCUGCAGGAGGGAUACGAACCGUUCUGCGUGAACAUGACUCGCGCCGUUACCUAUUGGUUCACGAAGGAUCAGCCUAUCUUUGAAAACACGGACGAUAUGGCCGACACGAGGAUCGACGUCACGCGAAUUAUGGCCGGUUCCGACAGUCCGCCCUGCCUGAAAAUUAGCCAUAACACCUUCGAGACCAUGGAGAAGGCGAACUGGGAAUUCUUAAGGCUCAGUUUACCUGUCAUUUGCGCGUCCGAAUUUAUCAGCGAAGAAGAAAAGAUGCGACGCUGGCAAGAGAUAAAAAUUCGACAACAUCGUCUAAAAAUCGAAGUCGAUCACAGUAACGCGGCGCCCGCAGCUCACAUCGAGCAAAUCAUGAAGAGCGGUUUCUCCAUGAGCGAUAUUAAGGGCCUCCAGCGGAAUUAUUCCGAGGACGCCGUCGAGGCCGACGAAAUGAUGAAGCCGUUAACGAAACACUCGAAGAGUCCGUCGCGGCCACCGCGAAAGGGGUCGCUGACGCGAAACCUGCCCACAUUCGAAAUCGACUCAGUGGCAACUUUAAACUCGUCGUCCAUGAAACUAGUGCAUCGUUCGAAUAGCGAGCUGGAUUUGCACCGCUAUCACGAGAUGGAGCUCAGUCCCGAGAAGAUGGACGACAAGAAGAAGCGCGGACGUUCGCCUUUUAGGUUCUUCACACGAAAGCGAGACACGAGCAGCGGCGAUCGCCUCAAGAGCUCAAAGGCGAAGACUCCCGAUUUGGAGAGGAGCCCCCGUUUGGGCAGGACGGGCCCGUCGGCUCGCAUCGCCAACAUCUCGCAGCAGCAGCUGGGUAAAACUAGCGCAAUUCAGUUGUCGCAGUCCGAUCUCAAGUUACAAGCGCCGUCCAUACCCGAACGUCAGCAGAAGACGUUGACUGUACCCCAUACGUCGGAGGUGGAGGCGGUCGGGAACGAAAUUUUCGACGCGGAGUGCCUUAAAUUGAUUAACGAAUAUUUUUAUGGUGUCCGAAUAUUUCCGGGCCAGGACCCUACGCACGUCUACGUGGGGUGGGUGACCACCCAGUACCACCUGCACUCGAAGGACUUCAACCAAAACCAGGUGCAGAAAGCGUCGGUUAUACUCGUGGACGACUACGAUCGGGUCAUCGAUUGCGUGGAUCGCCAAUCCUGCUACAUGCUGCGGGCCGACGAGCUUUACAAUGAGGUCACGCAGGACGCGUCGGGGAAGGGGGCCUCGCAAGGAAUGUUUAUCGGGUGCUUCUUGGACGCGGCCACCGGCGUUAUCUCGUUCACGUGCGAGGGGAAGGAAACCAAGCACAGAUUUAAGAUGGAGCCGGAGACGAAACUAUUCCCCGCCAUAUUCGUCGAGGCGACUAGCAAGGAGGUGCUUCAAAUUGAAUUGGGCCGAACCGCCACCACGUUACCGCUUUCGGCCGCCAUUUUGCAGAACAGCGCCAGACACGUCGUCCCUCAAUUCCCCCCGCGUCUCAAAGUGCAAUGCCUGAAGCCGCACCAGUGGGCUCGCGUGCCCAACAACAACCUGCAGGUCCACGCGCUGAAACUGUCCGACAUUCGCGGCUGGUCGAUGCUGUGCGAGGACCCCGUCUCCAUGCUAGCGCUGCAUAUUCCCGAGGAGGACCGUUGCAUCGAUAUCUUGGAGCUGAUCGAAAUGGAGCGCCUCCUCAGCUUCCACGCGCACACGCUGACUCUGUACGCGGCGCUCUGUUUCCAGAGUAACUAUCGCGCCGCGCAUACUCUCUGCAAGCACGUGGAUCAUAAACAGUUGCUGUACGCGAUCAAGUCGGAGUACAUGAGCGGUCCAUUGAGGCAGGGCUUCUACGAUCUUCUCAUAGCCUUGCACUUGGAAUCGACGGCGACGACCAUGGACGUCUGCAAGAACGAGUACGUCAUCCCCUUGGGUCAGGAACUGAAGGAUCUGUACGAGGAUCCCGAGAUGGGGCACAGUCUGCGCAAGCUCGAUACGGUAUCGGUCAAGCCCCAGAUGAAGAUGAGCGAAAUUGGGGACACGAUCGAGAAAAUCAAGACGCUCUACUCGCCAUAUUUCGAUCUCGAGGAGGUGCGCAAUUACGUCAUGCAGGCGCUGGCGGAGGCCGUCCAGAUUAACCAGCUGCACAAUCGCGAUCCCAUCGGUGGCUCCAACGAGAAUCUUUUUCUGCCUUUACUGAAACUCGUCGAUCGACUGUUGCUCGUGGGGCUGCUGCUCGAUGAAGACAUCGAAAAAUUACUGGUAAUGAUCCACCCUGAAACGUGGGAUCCCGAAUUCGAGAAGGAUGGAAAAGAUGAGCAUCGCAAGGGCCUGUUGCACAUGAAGAUGGCGGAGGGGGCGAAGUUGCAAAUGUGCUACUUGCUGCACCAUCUCGGCGAUGUUCAAUUGAGACACAGGGUCGAGUAUAUCAUCGCUUUCAGUCACGAUUUCGUCGGGGAAUUGCAAACCGAUCAGCUUCGUCGAUACAUCGAAAUUAAGCAGUCGGAUUUACCGUCGGCGGUCGCGGCUCGAAAGACGAGGGAGUUUCGUUGUCCGCCCAGGGAGCAGAUGAAAGCCAUACUGGGAUUCAAAAAUUUGGAAGAAGACGAUAGGGAAAAUUGUCCAAUCGGCGAGGAGCUAUGCGAGCAGUUGAAUAAGUUCCACGAGGAGCUCAUGUCUCAGGUGUCCCUGCACGCUUUGCAAGUGCCCGAAGAGGAAGCGGUCGACAUACAAAAGCCGGGCGCGCUGAAGAAGUUUUACAAUUUCAUCAACGCGGUCAAGGAGCUGGAGGAGGAGCCGAAGCCCGAGGAGCAACCCGCCCACGUGAUUCCCGAGCUGAAUUUCCGCAAGGUACUAAUCUCGACGAUCGUCCAUUGGGCGGAGGAGGCGCAGAUCGAGACGCCGAAAUUGGUUAGGGAAAUGUUCAGUCUGCUGGUGCGGCAGUACAAUUCGAUCGGAGAGCUGAUCCACGCGCUGGAAAAGACGUACAUAAUCAACGCGAAAACGAAGGGCGACGUUGCGGAGAUGUGGGUCGGGCUUAGCCAGAUUCGCGCGCUGUUGCCGGUGCAGAUGUCGCAGGAGGAGGAGGAGUUGAUGAGGGAGCGAUUAUGGAAAUUGGUUAACAAUCAUACGUUCUUUCAACACCCUGAUCUGAUCCGUAUUUUGCGUAUACACGAGAACGUGAUGGCGGUUAUGAUCAACACUUUAGGUCGCCGAUCCCAGACUCAGUCCGAUGCCAGCGCCCCCCAAGCGGAAGGUGAUGUAGCCGUUAAAGAAAAGGACACCUCUCACGAAAUGGUCGUCGCUUGCUGCCGUUUCCUUUGCUACUUCUGCCGCACGAGCCGUCAAAACCAAAAGGCGAUGUUCGAGCACUUAAACUUCCUCUUGGACAACAGCAACAUCCUGCUUUCGCGGCCGAGCUUACGUGGCUCCACCCCCUUAGACGUCGCAUACUCGUCCCUCAUGGAAAACACGGAGCUCGCGCUCGCACUCAGAGAGCAUUACCUGGAGAAGAUCGCGAUUUAUUUGUCGCGCUGCGGCCUGCAGUCGAAUUCUGAUUUGGUCGAGAGAGGGUAUCCGGAUUUGGGCUGGGAUCCGGUCGACGGCGAGAGGUACCUCGAUUUUCUCCGCUUUUGCGUUUGGGUGAACGGCGAGAGUGUCGAGGAGAACGCCAAUCUUGUUAUACGUUUGUUGAUUCGGCGACCCGAAUGUCUGGGGCCUGCACUGCGAGGGGAGGGUGAGGGAUUGUUGCGAGCGAUUAUUGACGCUAACAAGAUGUCGGAACGUAUAAGCGACAGAAGGAAGUUAAUGGAUGAAGCCGAAGGUACUGUUAACGUCUCCCACUUCGCCCAUCCUUUACCAGAGGGCGAUGGUGACGAAGACUAUAUCGACACCGGUGCGGCGAUUUUAAACUUCUACUGCACUCUCGUUGACCUUUUGGGCCGUUGCGCUCCGGACGCGGCCGUCAUUGCGCAGGGCAAAAACGAGUCGCUAAGGGCUAGAGCAAUUCUAAGAUCUUUGGUACCUUUGGAAGAUCUACAGGGCGUUUUGAGUUUGCGUUUUACCCUACACAAUCCGGCGGCCGGGGAGGAGCGACCAAAGUCUGAUAUGCCAUCAGGUUUAGUCCCGACCCAUAAGCAAUCGGUGGUCUUGUUUUUGGAACGUGUCUAUGGCAUAGAAACGGAGGAGCUGUUCUUUAAGCUCCUCGAAGAAGCGUUUCUACCUGACUUACGUGCUGCUACAAUGCUUGAUAGGAACGAUGGUAGCGAGUCCGAUAUGGCUUUAAGUAUGAAUCGCUAUAUCGGUAACUCGAUUCUUCCUCUUCUCAUACAACACAGCAAAUUCUACUCCGAAGCGGAAAACUACGCGUCGAUCUUAGACGCAACUCUACACACGGUUUAUCGCCUCUCCAAAAAUCGAAUGUUGACGAAAGGGCAACGUGAGGCUGUCUCCGAUUUUCUGGUCGCAUUAACUAGUCAAAUGCAACCGUCGAUGUUACUGAAACUGCUCCGCAAAUUGACCAUCGACGUCUCGAACCUGUCCGAGUACACGACCGUAGCGCUCCGACUACUCACGAUGCACUACGAUCGUUGCGCGAAGUACUACGGCUCGACGACCGGCCAGGGAUUGUACGGCGCUUCGUCCGACGAAGAAAAACGUCUCACCAUGAUGCUGUUCUCGAACAUUUUCGACUCGCUGAGCAAGAUGGACUACGAUCCUGAACUGUUCGGACGCGCCCUCCCCUGUCUGACCGCGAUCGGCUGCGCGUUACCGCCCGACUACUCCCUCUCGAAGAAUUACGACGACGAGUGGUACGCGAGCAAGACGGCGGCGAGCGGCCCCUCCGGUCCCGGCGGCCCCUACAAUCCCCAGCCGAUCAAUACCGCGUCCGUGCAGCUCAACAACGACCUGAACCAAAUCGUUCAGAAAUUCUCCGAGCACUACCACGACGCCUGGGCCUCGCGUAAGUUCGAAAACUCCUGGCAGUACGGCGAGGUGUGGUCGGACAGCAACAAAACCCACCCCCGCCUCAAGCCGUACGCGAUGCUCAACGACUACGAGAAGGAGCGCUACAAGGAGCCGGUGCGCGAAUCGCUGAAGGCCCUAAUCGCGAUCGGCUGGUCGGUCGAGCAUUCCGAAUCGGACGUGCCGACCAACAAGAACUCGAUCCGUCGAAGCUCGAAGAACGGCGAGUCGAAUUCGCCCUUCCACUACCACCCGCACCCGGUCGACACGACCAAUCUCACGCUGUCCCGAGAGAUGCAAAAUAUGGCGGAGCGACUCGCCGAAAACGCCCACGAUAUCUGGGCGAAAAAGAAGAAGGAGGAACUGAUCACUUGCGGCGGAGGCAUACAUCCGCAACUGGUGCCUUAUGACCUGCUCACGGAUAAGGAGAAGCGAAAGGACCGCGAGAGGUCGCAGGAGUUUUUGAAAUAUCUACAGUAUCAGGGAUACAAGUUGCACAAGCCCUCGCGCGAAACCGACACCGACACCGAGAAGACCGCGACCGGACCGUCGGUCGAACUUCGGUUCGCCUACAGUCUGUUGGAGAAGCUGAUUCAGUACGCCGAUCGCGCCACGAUUAACAUGAAGAUUUUGAAGCCGUCUGCCAUCUUCAGUCGACGUUCCACUUUUAAAACGUCGACGCGCGACAUCGUCUUCUUCUCGAAGGUCGUCCUGCCGCUGAUGGAGAAGUACUUCUCGACGCAUCGCAACUAUUUCAUAGCCGUCGCGACCGCGACCAACAACGUUAGCGCCGCCAGUUUGAAGGAGAAGGAAAUGGUGGCGGCACUGUUCUGCAAGCUGGCCAGCUUGCUUAGGAGCCGACUGUCGGCCUUCGGUGCCGACGUUCGUAUAACGGUCCGUUGCCUUCAGGUGCUCGUGAAGGGAAUCGAUGCGAAAUCGCUCGUCAAAAACUGCCCCGAGUUCAUCCGCACCUCCAUGCUGACCUUCUUCAAUAAUACCGCCGACGACUUGAUGCACGCCAUCGUUAACUUGCAGGAGGGAAAGUACAGCCAUCUGCGCGGUACCCACCUGAAGACGUCCACUUCGCUGUUUUACGUUAAUUCGGUGAUCAUGCCGGUCCUAACGGCGUUAUUCGAUCAUCUUGCCAAUUGCGAGUACGGCACGGACCUCUUGUUGGAUGAGGUCCAAGUGGCUUCCUACAAGAUUAUGUCGGCCCUUUACCAGUUGGGCACCGACACGACCUUGACCCACGAUCGCAAGUACCUGAAGACCGAGAUCGAACGCUACAAGCCGGCUUUGGGCUCGUGUCUCGGCGCGUUCAGCUCGACCUUCCCCGUCGCGUACCUGGAGCCCCACCUCAACAAGAACAAUCAGUUCUCUCUGCUGAACCGCAUCGCCGAUCACUCGCUCGAGGCGCAGGACAUCAUGGCGCGAAUGGAGACGUCGAUGCCGACCCUCGAGACGGUCCUCGGCGAGGUCGAUCAGUUCGUCGAAAGCGAUCGGACGUACGCCGACGCGCCGCACAUCAUCGACGUGAUAAUGCCGAUGCUUUGCUCUUACCUGCCGUUCUGGUGGCAGCAAGGGCCCGACAACGUCAGCCCGACCGGAGGCACGCACGUGACGAUGGUCACGGCCGAGCACAUGAAUCAGCUGCUGAAGAACGUUCUCAAAUUGAUCAAGAAGAAUAUCGGCAACGACAGCGCACCUUGGAUGACCCGCAUUGCCGCUUACACCCAACAGAUCAUAAUCAACAGCAGCGAAGAGCUCCUCAAGGAUCCGUUCCUGCCCCUAGCCGAACGUGUGAAAAAACGAACGGAAACCAUGUUCCACAAGGAGGAGAGCUUGCGAGGUUUCAUUAAGGGCUCCACCGACGAUACGUCACAGAUCGAGGCACAAAUUCAAGAGGACUGGCAGCUGCUAGUACGAGACAUCUACUCCUUCUAUCCGCUCCUAAUCAAGUACGUCGAUCAGCAGCGCAACCACUGGCUGCGUCAAAACGACAUGGAGGCGGAGGAUUUGUACAACCACGUCUCCGAGAUUUUCAACAUAUGGUCCAAGUCGCAGUACUUCCUGCGCGAGGAGCAGAACUUCAUCGCGGCGAACGAGAUCGACAACAUGAUCCUGAUAAUGCCGACGGCGACGAGAAGAUCGGCGAUACCGGACGGCUCCCAGCCGGCCGGCGGUAAGGUGAAGAAGAAGAAGCACAGGGACAAGAAGCGAAACAAGGACAAGGAGGUGCAGGCGUCCCUCAUGGUCGCGUGCCUGAAGAGGCUGCUGCCCGUCGGGCUGAAUUUGUUCGCCGGCCGCGAGCAGGAGCUGGUGCAGCACUGCAAGGAUCGCUUCUUGAAGAAGCUUCCCGAGCAGGAGAUCAUAGACUUUGCCAAGAACCAGCUGACUCUACCCGAUAAGCUCGACCCGGCCGACGAGAUGUCAUGGCAGCAUUACCUUUACAGUCAACUGGGCAGCAAGAAGAGCGCGGUCGUCGGAAGCGUCGACAACAACAGCGGGAAGACGCAGCUGGAGGAGACGGUCGAUCGGAUCGUCGCCAUGAGCAAGGUGCUCUACGGAUUGCACAUGAUUGACCACCCACAACAGCAGCAGAAAGGGGUGUAUCGCAGCGUGGUAUCCAUGCAACGUAAACGUGCAGUUCUUUCUUGCUUCAGACAAGCUUCAUUGCACAGUUUGCCCAGGCAUCGGGCGAUCAACAUUUUCGCACACACUUACCACGAGCUGUGGCUGCAAGACGAGAACGUCGGGCAGGAGGUGCUCAUCGAAGAUCUGACGCAGUCGUUCGAGGACGCCGAGCGGAAGAAGAAGGAGGAGGAGGAGGAGGAGGGCAAACCCGAUCCGCUAAUGCAGCUGGUUACCACCUUCUGCCGAAGCGCCAUGACGGAGUGUUCGGGCGCCCUGCAGGAGGAUCCGUUGUACAUGACGUACGCGGAGAUCAUCGCGAAAUCUUGCGGGGAGGAAGAGGAGGAGGGCGAGGAGGAGGGAGGCGGCGAGGGGGAAGAUCCGACGUCGUCGAUUCACCGGAUUAUGCCGAUUAAUAGAUUGAUGGAGCAAGAGAUGGAAAAACAAAAGUUGCUCUUCCACCAAGCCAGACUGGCGAAACGUGGCGUUUCCGAAAUGGUUUUGCUAAACAUUUCCGCUUGUAAAGGCGUUCCGUCGGAGAUGGUCAUGCAAACGCUUACGCUCGGUAUUGCGGUUCUGCGUGGCGGCAACACCGACAUACAGAAGGCGAUGAUCGACCAUCUUCAGGAGAAGAAAGAUGUCGGUUUCUUCACGAGUAUCGCCGGAUUGAUGAACAGCUGCAGCGUGCUCGACUUGGACGCGUUCGAGCGCAACACGAAGGCCGAGGGACUCGGCGUGGGAUCUGAAGGAGCGGCAGGAGAGAAGAAUAUGCACGACGCCGAAUUCACGUGCGCCCUGUUUCGAUUCAUUCAACUCACAUGUGAAGGUCACAACUUGGAGUGGCAGAAUUAUCUGAGGACCCAAGCCGGAAACACGACGACUGUAAACGUGGUCAUUUGCACUGUCGAUUACUUACUCCGACUACAAGAGUCAAUCAUGGACUUCUACUGGCACUACUCGAGCAAGGAGCUGAUUGACCCCGCGGGCAAAGCGAACUUCUUUAAGGCGAUCGCCGUCGCCAGCCAGGUUUUCAACACGCUCACCGAAGUUAUCCAAGGCCCGUGUACGCUAAAUCAGCAGACUUUGGCACAUUCCAGACUGUGGGAUGCCGUAGGCGGUUUCGUCUUCCUCUUCUCGCACAUGCAAGACAAGCUAUCGAAACAUUCCAGUCAAGUAGAUCUGCUGAAGGAGCUUCUCAACCUGCAAAAGGACAUGAUCACGAUGAUGCUGUCCAUGCUCGAGGGAAACGUCAUCAACGGCACGAUCGGCAAGCAGAUGGUCGAGACGCUGGUCGAGAACUCGCAGCACUUCGAGCUGAUACUGAAGUACUUCGACAUGUUCCUCAAGCUAAAAGAUCUAACGUCGGCCCCCAACUUCCACGAGAUCGACAUCAACAACGACGGAUGGGUCUACCUCAAGGACUUUAAGGAGAAGAUGGAACAGCAGAAAUCCUACACUGCGGACGAAAUCGAGUUCCUGCUGAUGUGCUGCGAGGUCAACCACGACGGUAAGCUCGACUACGUCGGGUUUAUGGACCGGUUCCACGAGCCGGCGAAAGAGAUCGGCUUUAACUUGGCCGUGCUGCUGACGAACCUCGGCGAGCACAUGCCCAACGAUCCGAGGUUGGCGAAGUUCCUGGAGGCGGCGGCGUCGGUUCUCAAUUACUUCCAGGCGUUCCUCGGUCGCAUCGAAAUUAUGGGCAGCAGCAAGCGCAUCGAAAGGGUCUACUUCGAAAUUAAGGAGUCGAACAUCGAGCAGUGGGAGAAGCCGCAGAUUAAGGAAUCGAAGCGAGCGUUCUUCUACUCGAUUGUCACCGAGGGCGGGGAUAAGGAGAAGCUUGAGGCGUUCAUCAAUUUUUGCGAGGAUGCGAUUUUUGAAAUGCAGCACGCGAACGCGCUUAUGGCCGUGGAGGAUUCCGGCGGUGGGGGACAGCAACGUGCGGCAAGCUACAGCGGUUAUCCAAGGGUUGACGACGAGACAAGACGUCGCGAUCCGAUUCGUCAGGGCUACCAAUCGCUCAAGGAGGGCAUCAAGUACGGACUGUCCUCCCUCAGUCCCUCCAACAUUAAGCACAAAUUUAACGAGAUGCAGCACAUGAGCGUGCCCGAACUGUUCAUCGGAUUCUUCAAAACGAUCUUCUUCGCCUUUUACUACUCCGGCUACGGCGUCUCGAUCAUCUUGCGGUAUCUCGUCCACAUACUGAUGUCGCUGAUGCGCGGACCUCAGCAGGAGGAGCCGGUCGUCGAGGUGAAGGACGAGGAGAAGGUCGGCCACAUGCGCGUGCUUCCGGCGCUACCCGCCGCGGCCGACGAUCAAAACACGCAAAUGCAGGCGUUCGGUUUGGACAUCACCAAGGAGGAGGGUGGGCAGUACAAGAUGGCGCCGCACGAGUCGCCCACCAGCACCACGCCUUCCAGUCCGGAAGGAGAGGGCGAGACGACGCCCGAAGAUGGCGGCGAGACUCGCGUCGAAACCGAAGCGGAAUCGCCCGUGUCUCUAUCGGACUUGCUUGGAGGGGACGCCGUUAAGCGGGCGGCUCAAGAGAAAGCCGAAGCUCAGGCGGCUCAGCAGGCCGCAAUGCAAGCGAUCGAAUUGGAGCAGAAGAAGGAGAGUGUCGUGGAGAAGGCGGCCGUUUCGCAGAUCAAUCUGAGCGGUUACGGCCAGAGGGCGGUCUCGUUUCUCGCGCGUAACUUUUACAAUCUCAAAUACGUCGCGUUGGUUUUGGCCUUCUGUAUCAACUUCAUGCUGUUGUUCUACAAGGUAUCCACUCUGGGAGUGGACGGGGAAGGUAGCGGUAGCAAGGAGGCCGAUUUGAUUGGGUCCGGCGAGGGUAGUGGAUCGGGAUCGGGCGGCGGGUCGAGCGAGGAGGACGAUCUACCGGAGAAAGUGCACGUUGACGAGGACUUCUAUUACAUCGAGCACGUGAUGCGUCUCGCCGCAUUUCUGCAUUCCUUAGUCUCAUUUUCGAUGCUGGUCGCCUACUACAAUUUAAAGAUACCGCUAGCGAUAUUUAAGAGAGAGAAAGAGAUUGCGAGACGCCUCGAGUUCGACGGUCUGUAUAUUGCCGAGCAGCCGGAGGAUGACGAUCUCAAUUCUCACUGGGACAAGCUGGUGAUUUCGGCAAAGUCGUUCCCCGUGAACUACUGGGAUAAGUUUGUGAAGAAGAAAGUGCGACAGAAGUACAGCGAGAGCUACGACUUCGAUUCGAUCAGUAACCUGUUGGGGAUGGAAAAGACGACUUUCAUGCAAACCGAAGCUCAGGAGAGCACCAGCGUGAUCUACUUUAUUCUCAACAUUGACUGGCGAUAUCAGAUCUGGAAGGCGGGAGUUACGAUCACCGACAACUCGUUCCUCUACUCCCUCUUCUACUUCAUAUUCUCCAUUUUGGGGAAUUACAACUUGUUCUUCUUCGCCGCCCAUCUCCUCGACGUUGCCGUCGGCUUUAAAACCCUUCGCACGAUCUUGCAGUCUGUAACGCACAACGGAAAACAGCUCGUUCUCACCGUAAUGCUGCUAACUAUCAUCGUCUACAUUUACACGGUGAUCGCGUUUAAUUUCUUCCGCAAAUUUUACGUUCAGGAGGAGGACGAGGAAGUCGACAAGAAGUGCCACAACAUGCUUACGUGCUUUGUCUUCCAUUUGUAUAAAGGUGUACGCGCCGGGGGUGGCAUUGGGGAUGAAAUCGAGCCGCCCGAUGGCGAUGACUACGAGGUGUACAGAAUCUUGUUUGAUAUCACGUUUUUCUUCUUUGUCAUUAUUAUCUUGCUUGCCAUCAUUCAGGGUUUGAUUAUCGACGCGUUUGGCGAGCUUCGUAGCCAAUUGGAGAGCGUUAAGGAGGUGAUGGAGUCUACGUGCUUUAUAUGCGGCAUGGGAAAGGAUAACUUCGAUAAGGUCCCUCACGGAUUCGACACACACGUCCAGCAGGAGCAUAAUUUAGCAAAUUACAUGUUUUUCUUGAUGCACUUAAUUAAUAAACCCGAUACUGAAUACACGGGACAGGAGACUUACGUGUGGAACAUGUACACGCAGCGCUGUUGGGACUUCUUCCCCGUGGGCGACUUCUUUAGGAACCACGAGGAGGAGGCAGGUGGCGGCGCGGGCUAGGUUUAUAUUCAAUUUUUUUCGACCGGGUUCUCUAACAAUCGUGAAGUUAACGCAAAUUGUAAAACUAGUUUUAAUAUUAAAUUUUUCUUGAUCAAUA
Molecule: messenger RNA, 15221 nt
Organism: Photinus pyralis (common eastern firefly)
Lineage: Eukaryota; Metazoa; Arthropoda; Insecta; Coleoptera; Lampyridae
Gene: RyR
Product: ryanodine receptor
Exons: 65
Coding region: 128-15124 (4998 amino acids)
Biological process (GO): calcium ion transmembrane transport; intracellular calcium ion homeostasis
Cellular component (GO): Z disc; sarcoplasmic reticulum membrane; calcium channel complex
Molecular function (GO): protein binding; ryanodine-sensitive calcium-release channel activity
Source: RefSeq, a predicted model, not a curated record